Molecule: messenger RNA, 8373 nt
Organism: Orbicella faveolata
Lineage: Eukaryota; Metazoa; Cnidaria; Anthozoa; Scleractinia; Merulinidae
Product: rho GTPase-activating protein 21-B-like
Biological process (GO): signal transduction
Molecular function (GO): protein binding; phospholipid binding
Source: RefSeq, a predicted model, not a curated record
CAUGUCUUUAAACUGCCACACAUAAUCAAAAACAAAACAGGUAAAGGGUUAAAUUGUUUAGCAAGUCAAGAAGAUAAGAGCUGAAAAUAGUUCAUCAUUGAGGUGUGGUUUCAACCGCACCCCUGACGUAUAUAAUUCUAUAAUAAAUGUCUGCUAUUGAACGAUCGAGAAGCCGAGCAGGAAGUGAUUUGGUGAACUGUAUAUUCCGUGAUGAUGCUCCGCCGAGUCCACGCGACCCAGUAAAAAGUAGAGGAGGGGGGAGGGGGUGGAGGGUAGUCGGUAAAUAAUUUAUAUAGCAAAUGUAUUAUAAGCUACGUUGUCCUUAACUCGUUUUAAAUAUAUAUUAAUAUAUACUCCAGGCUAUCUGAGGUGCCAAUAAAAGGAAAAUUUAUCCUCCAAAUUGAUUUCUUAUCUUAUCUUUUCUCACUUCCGGUGGGCCUCAUUUUGAAUGACGUCUUGGCAUCAUAUUCCUAACAAUGUUUUGAUAUGACUGAGCGUCAAAUGUCACGAAAAGUGCUCAGAAAUUCAUGCCCGUCUAGCUUUUUGUCGGAAAUGCGAGGCACGGUCUGCUUUAAAGCUGGAACGCGCCAUAAGUGGAUUAAAAGAAUGGAUGGAAUAAUCAAAAUUUGCUGAAAUUUGACGUCCGCGCCAUCUUUUAUUACUCUAGCCUCAUUUCCAAGUCAAUCUGAAGGAAGGAUCGGAAUUUAUGGUCACGUGACAGGUUAUGCUCGGCGCUAGCUAAAGACCGAGAAGAUUAGUUGUUGAGAUUGAAAGUUUUGCUCCGCAAACUGCUGCCAGAUUGGCAAGUUACAAAACCAUUGACGGUUACAGAGCACUUCAUUACAGCUACUGGUUGUAUCGGCGAUUUGCAUGUGUGGAAAUAUACGUCGAAUUAUGGAGCAUCCGCUUUAUGGAAUGUUGUUUUGAACGAACUCAUCUACCACCUCUCUCACGGGAAGCUGGGACGUUUGUGCGUAAAACUCGGGUAAAAAUGCCGGAUGUGUUCCCUGAAUGAUUCUGUGCCGACGCCCCUCAUAUCAUUGCAACAGCCAGUUAUCCCUCUUUGAUUUUUCAGGGUGUAUUAAUUGAAUUUACGAGCUCAAAGUGUGCUGUUUGUCCUGGAAGUCAGCCUGUUGGUCGGUAUGAGCCUAAUAUUAUAGGAGCCUUUCUCAAGGUCAAACCCAUUUUUACUCCUUCGCAGAUCUGUGAUUUGGUUUGCGGGACGGCAUCGCCACCCUGACUAGCUGACCAUCGCAAAAGGUCUUCGAAUCAUUUGUAACAUUGGAAUAUAAACGUGUAAUUACGAAUUAUCAACUACAGCAAUUUAUUUCGAGAACUGCGGGAAUUGCGGCUUCAGUUGCUGUUGGUGUAUCUUUACGAUUGUGCUUGGAGUUUGUUUCUCCUUCGCUCGGCUCUUCGACAUGGGUUAAAUUUAGCUGUAGUACAGAAACAUAUGGCUUCUAUUAGAGGAAACGUGGAGGAAAGUGAAUUGUCUUGGCAACAAAAGCACGAUUUUGCGAAUAACCCAGGAUAUCUCCCACCCUCCAAGUUAAUAAGUUUACAACGUCAAAGUAAUGGAUUUGGAUUCACUUUGAGGCAUUUUGUUGUUUACCCUCCAGAGCUUAUAAGGAAAACAAGUGAGCCUGGUCCAGGACCAGGUGUAAAUGGUCUUGACCACCAUGUUGAUGACAUUGAAAGACAAAAGGCAGAGCCCAUGGACACUGUGUUUGUGCGGCAAGUGGCACCCAGUGGACCAGCAGACAGGGCAGGGCUCUCUACAGGUGACCAGAUUGUUUCUGUUAAUGGCCAACCAGUAAUGGGAAAGUCCUAUUCACAAGUGAUUGAACUUAUUCUAUCAAGCCAAGAACUGCUGGAGUUAGGUAUUAUUCCUAAGGAAGACUGUGUUCUUCAGAUGGUAACUCCCACACUCUCCAUUUCUCCAAGCAUUGCUGUUGGUGCCCACGAAAUUAGCCAGUCUCCUCCACCUGUCAAACCUAAACCAAUGUUUAGACGUCUGUCGAGCCAUGACAGCCCAGCAAGGGUCAUGUCAACAGUGACAAUAAACCCUGCAAACUCAUAUCAUUUGAAAAUGUCGGACAAAAACUCUCAGAGUUCCGUUGACAAUUCUACUCCAGUUGUUACACUAAGGCGUGGCUCUGUGGAUAGAACUGCCAUGGAGAACAGGAGUUUUGUGAUCACCUCUGAGAGUAUGGAUUAUAACAGCAAUUUGAAGUCAAGAAGUUCCAGCACUCUGGAAAGUAGUGCUGUGAAUUCGCCCCGCAUGGAUGGCUCUUAUUUUAUGGCUGCAACUGAUUCUACAGGAAGACCGCUUGCACUUCGCUUUGAGAAAGGUUCAAAAAUGGGUAACACACUGACAGUGUUGGAAGAUUCCAGAACAAAGACUCGUUCUCAUUCUCUACCAGUGGUAGAAAUGCAGGGAUUUGGCGAGCGAAACAGAACCAGUAGCAAUUUAUCUGAUGUAGAUAGAGUUAAUUCCAUGAACUUAAAUGAUGGAUAUACAUCAAAUGAAAAGAGUCAUGGGUCAGUCAGUAUCCCACCAUUCAUGCUGUCAGCGCCUAGAACAGUAGCCUCUGAUAGCCCUUCAACAACAUACAUGAACACAAGCCCAGACAUGGGCUCUCGUCAGCCUGUGGCAACUGAUCCAGGCUACAAGAAAGGACGAGCAUCAUAUGAAGAAACCACAUCUUACCUCAUUAGAACAAUUGCCUCUCACAUGAAUAAAGAUCGUCAGGGAGGUUUAAAGUCCUCCACUGUCGGGGCAACACUACUUGAGAGCAAAGAAGGACAACCUUAUAGGCAGAGUGGUGGUAAUGAAAGAUGGACACCACCAGAUUCAAAUACUGAACUGUACAAAGAUGCAGAUUCUCCACAUCCAGCAAAAGUACCACGUCAAAGUGAGGACCAAGUAAAGCAAGGGGCCUAUUCAAGCCAAGUGGCCAUCUUCCCAAACAAACCUGCUUUUGAUGAAAUGCAUUUCACACCGACAGUUGGAACCACUGACAUGGAGUCUUCUGCUGUAAACAAACAAGGCAGUCCAAAGCCACGACGUGUGUCAUACCUGAUGGCAACUUCUCGAGGGAGCUCAACCUUGUCAGACCAGAAAAUCUGGUCAACUGCUCCUCAAGGCAAAAAGCCUGGGAAAUCAUCUUUGUUUGAAGCAUUCUCUACCAUGUUACCACCAGUCAUGGUGCAUGUUUCAUCUGGGAUGGAGCUCUGUGAGGAUGUCAAUGGAGAAGAGGGGAUGGAGAUACCUACCAACGAGCAGGAGGAUGAGGUAUUCUCAGUCUCAGCCGAUGAAAAGUCUGGUACUGAAACUACAGUGCAGCGCUCCAACCGACGUACCUCGUAUGUGAUGGCUACUUCAUCUCCAUCAUCACCCAGACGUGAAGCAUCAUUGGAAGCUACAAAAGAGGAAGAGGAAAACAAAGAGAGGGGUGAGCAAAUUCCUGGCAUGUUAGAAGUGUGCAAAGAAGGUCUACUUUGGAGAAAAGUGGCUGUAGUGGAUGGGGGAAAGCGUUCCAGUGCAAGGUCUUGGAAGCCCGUGUUUGCUGUUCUGCGAGGCCAUGUUCUCUACUUACAUAAAGACAAAGGGACGGCCCAUCAAGAGGAUAGCUCUGAUGAACAGCCAAUCAGCAUCAAGUCCAGCAUCGUUGACAUUGCUCAUGACUACACUAAAAGGAAGAAUGUGUUCAGAAUGACAACUUUUAAUGGAUCAGAGUUCUUGUUCCAGACCGAGGAUCAUGACUCCAUGAUGUCGUGGAUUGCGGCCAUCCAGACCAAUAACAACCCUGAUGAAGAUGAGAACGGUGUGAGCAGUCAGAGUUUGAUUAUAAGAAGAAUGAAAACAGUGGAGCAAGAGACAUCUGGGUCAAAUACUGCUUCACCCAGUCACAAGUUAUCACCUCCAGUCAACACCAAGAUACCUGGUAUACCUGGAAUAUCAAACAUCAAGAAAAGCUUGUCUUUCAAGAACAUCACUGCUGGGCAGAAAGGUAACAGUCAAUGUAGUUUGCAGCUCUAUCCAGUCACACCUCCUGUAAGUGGAGACCUUGAGAACAGAAAGGCAAUGUCCAUAUCCCGCUCAGGGACGUUUUUUUGGUGGUUUGACCCCCCAAACUCCCCCGGAAAUUCCAGACAUUCUGUUGGAGUACCUUUGGAGUUGUGCCCAGCAUCAAAGAACAACAAGUUUGUGCCUUUAAUCGUAGAACACUGUUGUGAUGUUGUAGAGAGAAAAGGACUCGAGACUGUUGGUGUCUAUAGAGUUCCUGGUAAUUCUGCUGCGGUAACUGCUUUGCAAGAGGAGCUAAACAACAGAGGAAUUGAGAAUGUUUGUCUCGAGGAAGAGAAGUGGAAUGAUGUAAACAACAUCACCAGCCUUUUGAAACUGUUCCUACGAAAAUUACCAGAAGGUCUUGUUACUGCAGAUUUGUACGAUGCAUUUAUUGAAUCAAAUAAGAAAGAGGAUGUAGCAGAGAGAAUGUGGUCAAUACGAUCUGUGGUGCAAGAAUUACCAGAUCAUAACUUUGAAACACUCAAGCUUCUUGUGCAUCAUUUGAAACUGGUGUCAGACAACUGUGACAAGAACAAGAUGGAAGUGCGUAAUCUGGCGAUCGUGUUUGGCCCGACCAUCAUUAGGACUGGAGACGAUUCGAUGAUGGCCAUGGUAAAGGACAUGUCAGACCAGUGCCGAAUAGUCGAGACACUUAUAUCAGAGUGUGAUUGGUUUUUUGAGGAGACUGAAGGCGACGAGUGUCCAGUGAAGGCAAUACCAACAAGUCAAGAGUUACCUCAUGAACACAUUUUAUCUCAGAAUGUACUGAGCUCCCUUGGACAGGUUGCUGUUAACUUUGGCGAAGAUGGGUCAUACAAGCCUAAGUCUAGCGGAAUUUCUCUUCACAUCCCCAAGUUCCGAAGCGGAAAGACCUCAAAGUCCGACUCGGGUCAGGGAAGCUCUUCCGAUGGACCGCUCUCCGAUUCUCAGGGUUCCGAGGGCUCACCGCCGACUGAGAGAGCUCCUGCGGUGAAGAUUCUUACAGGUGAGGGGUCAAGGUCCAAUUCACCGACCAUGGAGAGAUCGAAACUUGGUGGCAAGAGGGGUGUAGAGAGUUCUUCUUCCUCCAUACAAAUGGUGCUAGAUCCCUCAGAUGCAGAGUUCAGGCCUAAAGGAGCAGGAUCCUUAAAGGCGUAUUCCUACUCACACCCUCCCCCUCCGUCGUAUCGACGUGUUAAUCCUCAGAAGAGGUCCGCUAGUCCCAGUACCCCUGAGCAGCCUUUCUAUCCUUUGGAAGUGAAUUUCUCAUCAGCACAGGAGUCGGAGAUGAGGAAGUCUCCAGAUGAACCAUUGCCCAGUGCUUCGCCCAGUGAGCACGACAAUGCAUCCAAGCCCAGCUUCUCUUCUUUCAGCGAGGAGACUCGUCGGAGGUUAUUAAAACUAAACCUGCAAAAGAAAGCGGCUGAGAAGAGGCGACAAAGUGAAGGAGAAAGAGAGGUGACUUCGCCGCCGAGUGAAAGGAGCGACGAAACACCACGUGAUGCGCCACGUGAACGAAAGAUCUCAGAUCAGGGAGUGUUUGAAAGUAUGGAUCAGCUCAGCAGCAGCAGUACAAGCCGCAGCAGUAGCGCCCAUAGCAGCAAGAAUCCGUCGCUGGAUUCACUACACGUUUCACCUCAGCCUCAGCUAGAUAAAGUGGCCAGUUUACCUGUGACGUCUCAAAGCGAAAUGCCGCGAGUAAACGGUAGUGUUAAGACAAUGUCGCUACCAAAUGAAGCGCUUCGGGAAGUAGUGCCCAGGUCUAAUGAGACAGUGGUGGCUGUUGUCAAAGGAAGAGGUGUGGUGUCUGGCACACUAAGACAGUUUGAACCCGCUCGAAGACCGGCUAGUCUGGAUAUCCCAACCAAACGAGAAAAUGCUGAAGAGCUCCGGUUGGCUAGGAGAUCUUUGGGCUCUGAAGAGAGCAGCGAUACUUCGAGCGACGAGGGUGAUGAAUGCGCCAUCAGCAUGUCGAAGACAUUUGAUGAAAAGCUUCGGAUUUUACUGGAUCUUGGUAGCACGUUCGGAAACAAGGAGAGUGGAGGUGACACGCAUAGCGAUGAUGAUAAGUCGUCUGUGAGAAGUGAACCGCAGAGGAGGCCGAUCACGAACAGUGACGAAAUGGCACAACGCCGAGCAUCGGAUGAACCCGGCAGGGUGUACAAGAUUGUCGGUGUUAACCCGUCAACUGAUACUCACGAGACUGUGUCCACCCCAUACAAUACCAGAUCACAUGUUCCCAGGGAUGCGCCCAGACACGACACUCCUGAAACGGAAUUGAGAUCGAACAGUUUAAUAGAAAUAAACACUAGUAAAUACUUUGCAGCCCCUUCUACAGAGGAGCGUGCUAGUUCUCAGCCGCACUCUCCGGCGAGAACAGCUGCCCGUGGUGGAACACCCGUGUCUUCUGACAAAAAGGUGGGUGACCUGAGGCAAAGAUUUGAGAGCAGUCCGAGUAAAGGCAAAGUUAGUGGUCUGACACCAAAGAGUAACCAGGUCAGAGGAAGAGAUUACGCACCACCAGUUGCGCGAAAGAAAAUUGGAUCGGUCCGGACAACGACUCCUGUUUCUCUCAAGGAGUUCAAUGUUAAACCUGUGAAGACAUCUGCUGCUCAGCCCGUUCAAGUAGGAGGGGUAGGCAGAGGGGUACAGCAUGGAACUACACAGAGACCGCCUGAAAGUAGAGCGGUGAGCUCGAGGAACAUCCGCCUGGAGUCUAGCCCAGUGAAACACUCAUCUACCUCACCAGUAAGGUACUACAGCGCAGAGAGAACUGAUAGCGGUGUCGACAGGACUACACUGCGGGCAAGACCAAACGUGAAUGUAGCGACAAAUGAAAGAUCCAAGGGGCCGCCAGUUGUAGGGAAAACACACGUGCCUCCACGAGUCAUGAAUCGAGAGUAUGGAUCCAAAUCCAAACUGUUAUCUCAUAAAGACUCGGCUAAGGAACUACUUCCUUCAAAGACUAGAUUAUCACCCAGGGACGUUCGAGGUUCGCAAACACAGAGCAAGCUUGAGAAGGACGCACAACACAUCGCCGAACUGCUGGAAGAGAUGCACAGUGAACGCUACUUACAUCUCUCUCGUCAACAGUCCGACAUUUCAGGACAGGCGCAGAAAGCCGCUGCCCAGAGGGCCGCUAUCCGCAGGCGCAGGCGCUCUUUAGGAGAUGACAACAAUCCUGUUCUGUUGCAAAUGGCGAACUCACCCGCGGGCGAAAGGGAAAAUACAUCCACUCCCACGGGAAUGGAAGUCACUCAGGGAGGCUAUAACACGUGGCGUCCUGAUGUAAGACCAAGUAGUCCUCAGCGCGGCGGAAACACCACAAGGAGUGCUGUUCACACUGUCAAGAGGUGACGCUGAGAGGAAGAUGGAAUCUUACUUGUCGUGUAAACGAGGCAUUUGGGUCAGGUGACCAUAAUACCUCAGUUUCCUAACAGCAGGCGAAACUAAAACAAGAGCUGAUCUCAACAACGCAAACAUCUCACAUGGUUGAUUUUGUUAUGAGCUUUGCGUUCCUGGCACUGUUCAGGUGUUAGCGCAGACCUCCUCUGCUGUAUCUGUGUUCUGUGUAGCCCCUGCGUCCAACCUGAGGUAGCCACUAACCAUCCUGCCUUGAUUGUUUUUUGUUUCGUUUUUAACUACAAAGCGAUAUAUUUUUCUACUCUUUAAAAUCUUAGCAUUUUUAAUUCAGGUUCUCCUUUUAUUUUGAAUUAUUUUAUUCGAAUGGUAAAAGUUCUUCAAGGAAUUUACCUUUUUUGACUUUUAUGAAUAUCACCGUAAGGUCAUUGUAUUCUAUAGCAUUGACAAAUCAUUACUGUAUUGUCUCUAAGUCUUGUAUAAAUUUAUUUCAACUUCCGAUAUGUUUCGUCGUGUUGUUGUGGCAAAAAUAAUGAAGACAGACGAGAUUGUUAAUUUUGUUCCAUAUCUUGAAAAGUAAGUUAUUACUAAUAUAUAUAUCCUUCCGUUUGAAGGAAACAAAUGCUCUGGUUGUAAACGGGGGUUCGGAUUUCAUGGUUUUCGUUGUAUAGAAAAACGUUUUCGAAACUUGGUCGCUGGUCUAUUGUAGCUAUUGUCAUGCAAUUUAACAUCUAGUUGAUUGCGUGACGUGACUCGCUGUUUAGGGGAGUCGCGUGAAAAUCGCGCAUCGUCACUAUUUGAAGAUUUUUUCAGUUACGGAGACAACUAACUUGUGUCCGCAGCUUUUAUAUGUCUUUGUAUACAAAUAGUUAUUUUUCUUCCGACUCAAGUGUAUACUCGAGAAUUUUAAUUAGGUCAAUCAACAAAUGCUUGUAAAAAAAAAAAAAAAAAAAAAAAAAAAA